Drosophila albomicans is the source of this 2066-nucleotide messenger RNA. RefSeq names its product serine/threonine-protein phosphatase 4 catalytic subunit (gene Pp4-19C). Gene Ontology annotation, molecular function: protein serine/threonine phosphatase activity. Gene Ontology annotation, cellular component: cytoplasm; nucleus. The transcript has 3 exons. Gene Ontology annotation, biological process: double-strand break repair via homologous recombination; peptidyl-serine dephosphorylation. The record is from RefSeq and is a predicted model, not a curated record. The coding region runs from base 348 to 1271 and encodes 307 amino acids. NCBI's taxonomy places the organism in Eukaryota, Metazoa, Arthropoda, Insecta, Diptera, Drosophilidae.
ACCACCACACAAGAGAUAGUUAUCGCCACAAAACGUCAAGCGUAUCUAGUUAAAUUUUUUUUUUUGUUAAUAGUGAGCGUGCGUGCGAGUGUUUCGUUUGAAAACAAAAGAUUCCAUGAAAUUGUAGCAUUUAAUUAGUCUUGGGCAGAGCCAGCGUACGAAAAAGUAUUUGGUUUUAUUUUCGUUCUCCUCCGCCCCCGCCCCCGCUCGUUUGGCGAAGGGCCGUUGUUAAGUGACGCUCCUUCUCCCCGCCCGCUUCGCCUCACCGCCUCGUUUGUGCUGCUCGCUUUAAGAUCCCCCCACCACACAGCUCCUCCACUCCCCCCCACACACAACACAUUGUCACAAUGGUCGACUACAGCGAUUUGGAUCGUCAAAUUGAGCAGCUGAAACGCUGUGAAAUCAUCAAAGAGAACGAGGUGAAAGCCUUGUGUGCCAAAGCACGCGAAAUCCUUGUCGAGGAGGGGAAUGUGCAACGUGUGGACUCACCGGUCACCGUAUGCGGCGACAUCCAUGGACAGUUCUAUGACCUCAAGGAGCUGUUCAAAGUGGGCGGCGAUGUGCCGGAAAAGAAUUAUCUAUUUAUGGGCGAUUUUGUGGAUCGUGGCUAUUACAGCGUUGAGACAUUCCUGCUGCUGUUGGCGCUGAAAGUUCGCUAUCCGGAUCGCAUCACAUUGAUACGCGGCAAUCAUGAAUCUCGCCAGAUCACCCAGGUCUAUGGCUUCUACGAUGAGUGCCUGCGCAAAUAUGGCUCGACAGCUGUGUGGCGCUAUUGCACCGAAAUCUUUGACUACCUCAGCCUAUCGGCCAUCAUUGAUGGCAAGAUAUUCUGUGUGCAUGGCGGCCUAUCGCCCUCAAUACAGUAUUUGGAUCAGAUACGGAGCAUCGAUCGCAAACAGGAGGUGCCACACGAUGGACCCAUGUGUGAUCUGCUGUGGAGUGAUCCCGAGGAUCAGACUGGUUGGGGCGUCUCGCCACGCGGAGCUGGCUAUUUGUUUGGCUCCGAUGUGGUGUCGCAAUUCAAUCGCACCAAUGAUAUCGAUAUGAUAUGUCGUGCCCAUCAACUCGUUAUGGAGGGCUUUAAGUGGCACUUUAAUGAGACCGUUCUAACGGUGUGGUCAGCGCCCAAUUAUUGCUAUCGCUGCGGCAAUGUGGCAGCUAUCUUGGAACUGAACGAGUACCUGCAUCGCGAUUUUGUCAUUUUUGAGGCCGCACCACAGGAAAGUCGCGGCAUACCAUCGAAAAAGCCGCAGGCCGAUUAUUUUCUUUAAGACGCAAAAUGGGAAACCGAAAUGGGAAACAAAGCGCGGCUGCAAAUUGCACUAUGACUUCUUUUUUCUUUUUUUUUUGUGUGUGUGUGCUUUUGGCCGCAAGCUGCAACAUUGAUAACUGCCUGCCUGCCUCAAGCAAAAACGAAACAAACAAAAAACAAGAAAUUAAUCAAUUAUUAUAAACAAAUACACAACAAUGGGCCACAACAACAACAACUACAACACAGACAAACAACUACUACAACUCCCUCCCAAUCAACAUUUUCAUCAUUGGAUUCAUCAUUCACACUCAUUCAAGACACUCCAAAUUCACUUCUCACAUCAACUCGGAUCAUUUGAUAAGCCAACCAACGUUGAAACGAUUCCUAUUUGUAAGCAUAACAUUUAAGUUUGCGUUUCUUUGUUCUUUUUUUUAAUCUACACACAGAUACAUAUAUAUAUAUAUAUAUAUAUAUAUUUGUAAUUUCUUUGGAGCAUGCAAAAUAUAUAUAUAUGUAUACUUUCCAAUUAUUGUCCGCCACAUACAAACAAAACUAAAAAGCAAUUUGCGAUUUGUAGUUUUGUUUGUUUUUCCUUCUUUUUUUAAUUCUUUGCUGCUCUAUCUCUGUAAUUUACCUAUUAGAUCUACAUAUUACAUAUAUAAAUAUAUUAGAAUCGGAACCGAUGCAAACACACGGUCCAUUAGUUAAGGUAAAACAAACACACCCAACACACAAUAACAUUGUAGUCUUGUAAGUUCAUAUAAAUCAGUAAAAAAAAACAAACAAAAAUAAUAACAAAAAAAUUUAAUAAUAA